Molecule: messenger RNA, 1386 nt
Organism: Triticum turgidum subsp. durum (durum wheat)
Lineage: Eukaryota; Viridiplantae; Streptophyta; Magnoliopsida; Poales; Poaceae
Source: the annotation of a GenBank genome assembly
AUGCAAAACCUGCUUCUCCCGAACGCGGCCGCCGCGCCCUUCUGCGCGCCGCCGGGGCGGCCAUCCCGCCUCUCCGUUCGCGCCUCGGCAGUGUCAUCGUCGGCGCCUCGGCGGGAGACCGACCCGAGGAAGCGGGUGGUGAUCACGGGGAUGGGCCUGGUGUCGGUGUUCGGGAACGACGUGGACGUGUACUACGAGCGGCUCCUCGCCGGGGAGAGUGGCGUCGGCGCCAUCGACCGUUUCGACGCCUCCGGGUUCCCCACGCGCUUCGCCGCCCAGAUCCGCGGCUUCUCCUCCGAGGGCUACGUCGACGGCAAGCUCGACCGCCGCCUUGACGACAUCCACCGCUACGCCCUCGUCGCCACCAGGAAGGCCCUCGAGUGCGCAAGCCUCGCCCCCGGCACCAGCGCCAUGGAGAAGGUCGACAAGGAACGGGCCGGCGUGGUCGUCGGCUCCGGCAUGGGCGGCAUCACGGCGCUCUCCGACGGCAUCGCCAGCCUCGUGACCAAGGGGUGCGGGAAGAUAUCUCCCCUGUGCAUCCCGCACGCCAUAACCAACAUCAGCUCCGCCUUGGUCGCCAUGGGCACUGCCGACGGCUUCCGAGGCCCGAACUACUCGAUCUCCACCGCGUGUGCCACCUCCAACCACUGCUUCAACAGCGCCGCCGACCAGAUCCGACUGGGCCGAGCCGACGUCAUGAUCGCCGGUGGCACCGAAGCUGGCAUCAUCCCGAUCGCCCUCGGCGCGUUCUUCGCGUGCAGGGCGCUGUCGCAGAGGAACGUCGACCCCGGCACGGCGUCGAGGCCGUGGGACAAGGACCGCGACGGCUUUGUCCUUGGUGAAGGAGCCGGACUACUGGUCAUGGAAAGCCUCGAGCAUGCAAUGAGACGCGGCGCUCCGAUUCUCGUGGAGUACUUGGGAGGCGCUGUAAAUAGUGACGCUCACCACAUGACUGAUCCUAGACCAGAUGGCCUUGGUGUUUCAUCGUGCAUAAUGAGAAGCCUCGAAAAUGCAGGUGUGGCGCCGGAGGAGGUCAAUUACAUAAACGCACACGCUACCUCGACCCUUGCUGGAGACCUGGCAGAAGUGAAAGCUUUGAAGCAAGUCUUCAAGGACCCAUCCAAGAUUAAGAUGAAUGCAACGAAGUCCAUGAUUGGCCAUAGCCUUGGCGCGGCAGGUGCCUUCGAAGCCAUUGCGACCAUCAAAGCGAUCACCACCGGAUGGGUGCACCCAACUAUAAACCAGUUUAAUCCAGAACCGACAGUUGAUCAAUUUGACACGGUGCCUAAUGUGAAACAACAACACAAAGUAAAUGUUGGCAUCUCCAAUUCAUUUGGAUUUGGCGGACAUAAUUCAGUGGUGGUAUUUGCACCGUUUAAGUCAUGA